Carassius auratus (goldfish) is the source of this 2632-nucleotide messenger RNA. Its product is annotated as conserved oligomeric Golgi complex subunit 5-like. The coding region runs from base 21 to 317 and encodes 98 amino acids. The record is from RefSeq and is a predicted model, not a curated record. Lineage: Eukaryota; Metazoa; Chordata; Actinopteri; Cypriniformes; Cyprinidae. The transcript has 5 exons.
GAUUGUACGUCACUGGUGACAUGGCAACGAUGGAGGCUAGUCCGGAAUCAACAGCGAAUACACUGCUGAAAGAUGAGUGCUAUACUGAUUUCCUUAAAGAGGGUUUUGAUGUGAAGACGUACACAGCUCAAGCCAUUCAUCAUGCUGUCAUUGCAGAGCAGCUGGCAAAGCUGGCAGUGGAUCAGACAAACACCUGUCAGAUGAGACAAACACCUGUCGAGAUGAGACAAACACCUGUCAGGUGUCUAACAAAUGAUGCAGACCAGAAUCGUUGCUCUCCACAGUGCUGUGGACAGGAUAAGGACCAAAAUUGUUGACCCUUACAAUAAGAUUGUGGCACGGACAGCCCAGCUCGCCUGCUUACAGUGACCUUCAAAAUUAAUUUCUGGCAAGUUCCACAAGCAGAACAAUGAACAACAAAUAAAAAAGUCUGUAUUGCCUGUGUGCCAUAGUUCAUAUCUUCUGAAGCUUGCAUGAUCUACUUUUACUGUGCUUUUUGUUCUCUGUAACUUGACAGAUGUGGUCACUGUGUAUUGUCAUGGUUAAAAAAAAAAGAGUUCAAAACAUCUAUUUUGGCUAAAGGAAAGUCAUUUGUGCACCUGCUAGUAUCUUUGUGUGGCAAGGCAAGAAAAUGCAUGCUUUUAUCAUGUUCACUUUCUGCCCCCCGGCUCACAUGAUGCCAUCAUGAGUGUCUGAAUCUGCAGAAAAGAAAAAAAAAAUCAAUAAAAGUCAAUUUGGAUCUGGUCUCUCUCACAGUCUAUCAGUCGCACACAUGAAUACCCACAGCUGUCCCGCUCUACACGUCUUGUGGAUUUACAGGGUCUUCGGUCCUGGUUUUUAGUGGCUUUGGGGAAUUGUUAUUAAAUAUGAAUGGAAUACAGUUAUGGAAAGGUCACUGUGGUUAUGAAAUGCUCCCCUUUACUCUCAAAACCCCUUUCUGCUCUUUUCUUGUGCAGUUUUAUUGAAGUGUGAAAACACAUUUGCAUUUUUGUGUUUGCUAAUCAGCGUAGCACCAGGAUGAUCCCUCAGUGGUUUGAUCAUGAUUUUGCAUGCAGCGAUAUAAAGGAAAUAUAUUUUUAAAGGAGAGCAGGGCAUGUUGUCACAGUAUUUAUGUGGAUAGUCUUUUUAUUUUUUCAAUUCUUUGAUAUUUUUUAAAUAUUGGCAGAUAUGUUAAGGUCUUAAAAAGAUAAUAAUAUGAAUCCAGGAAUUGCACUAGUGUUAUUGUACAUAUUGUUUGAUGAGCACGAGCAAGUUGUCAUCAAUAUUGAAACCUAUAAAUGAAUACAUUUCUUUGAAACAUGAAAACAUCUAGUCUGUGUGAGAAUCUGUUCUUCACCAGUGUGCUUGAAUUAUUAGUGGUGAUUGCAAAGGCAUGCAUCUGUAUUGUGCAUAAAUUUUUUUUUAAACAUGAAACAUUGCUCUAAUCUACUUCUCGUACUAUUUAUUGUUGUGUUUGACUAUAUCUGAUGGCACAAAUCGCUUCAGAAGUGUGAGACUUUGUUCAUUCCAUGUUGUUUUUGUGUCUGGGUUUGUCCUGUCCUUGCCUUUAGCAACAUAUUUUUAUAAUUUAUUUUUAUUCCUAGUAAGAAUAAGACCAGACCUGAUGAUGGGGACACAGCUGACACACACUUUUAUUUCUUUCUGUUAUCCUUUUUUAAUUUUUCUGUCACAAUAUCUGACGCACUGUCACCCCAGGACAAAGCAAUCAGUUUCAGACACACACAAAAUCAGAUGCACGUACCUUUGGGACAGUUCAGCGGCACCUAUUCACUGAAAACCAAAAAAGACUGACCUCCACGAGUCCUUCAUCCACCUGCUGUCUGCCCACAGGCUUUAUCUGGCUCAGUUGCAUGAUUUAAACAAAGAAAAACUCACUGCUUUACAAGCAUUACAUUUUUAUUUUUUAUAAUACAGUGUCUGUUGGCUGUUAGUGUGUGAACUAAAUGUUUAUUCAUGCUUGUUUGUAGUAUUUUCUGUGUGUGAAAUGCAUUGAUGAUUAAUUGAUAGCAUGUUCUAGUGUCAAAACAAUCCUGUUAGAUGAUGCACAUCCUUCUCCUUAAUUAUAAUAUAAUUAAUAAUAAUUCUGCAUUCAGCAAAGAUUGCUGUGAGGGGGAAAAUGCUGUUAUACUAGUCAAAGACCCUUAAAAAGGCCCCAAAUUGGUCUUUAGAUGUAGAUCUGGUCCCUCCUUCAAUUUAGGUCUAUGUUUCAUCUAUUACUAGUCUUCCAGACAAAAAUGAUAAGUUUGAUUAGUAACACCACACUUUUAAUUUAAAGGGAUAGUUCACCCAGAAGUGAACUGUCAUCAUUUAUUCACCUCAAGUUUUUCCAAACCUGUAUGAGUUUCUUUGAAGAAAAAAGGGUAACCAAACAGCUGCUGGUGGCCAUUGACUUCAAUAGUAUUUUUCCAUACUAAGUCAAUGGUUACCAUCUAUUUUUUCUUCUUCUUACCAAAUGGUCUUCUUUUGUGGGUAAACUAUCCCUUUAAAAAGCCACACUACAUAUCCUUAUUUUCUUUUUUUUUUUAGCACAAAAUGUGUGUUACAAUGGAUUAUAAUCAUAUAUGUGACCCUGAAGCACAAAACCAGUCUUAAGUAGCUGGGGUAUAUUUUUAGCAAUAGCCAAAUAAGCCUU